Molecule: messenger RNA, 1753 nt
Organism: Gekko japonicus
Lineage: Eukaryota; Metazoa; Chordata; Lepidosauria; Squamata; Gekkonidae
Product: CSC1-like protein 1
Exons: 7
Coding region: 140-829 (229 amino acids)
Cellular component (GO): plasma membrane
Molecular function (GO): calcium-activated cation channel activity
Source: RefSeq, a predicted model, not a curated record
UAGUCUGGAUUUCUUCUUUCGGUGGUUGUUUGACAGAGAAUCUGCAGAAUCUAAAAUCAGAUUAGAGUGUGUCUUCCUGCCAGAUCAAGGAGCCUUCUUUGUGAAUUAUGUGAUAGCAUCAGCUUUCAUUGGUAAUGGAAUGGAGCUACUGCGUUUACCAGGCCUCAUCCUUUAUACUUUUCGCAUGAUGUUGGCCAAAUCAACUGCUGAGAGAAAAAAUAUCAGGCAGCAACAAGCAUUUCAAUAUGAAUUUGGAGCAAUGUACGCCUGGAUGCUAUGUGUGUUCACAGUCAUUAUGGCCUACAGCAUCACAUGUCCCAUUAUUGUCCCAUUUGGAUUAAUAUACAUGCUCAUGAAGCAUACAGUUGACCGCCACAAUCUGUAUUUUGUAUACCUCCCUGCUAAACUAGAGAGGCAGAUCCACUUUGCAGCUGUGAGUCAGGCCAAUGCAGCUCCAAUUCUCUGCCUGUUUUGGCUGCAUUUUUUCUCUUUUUUGAGACUGGGUUUUAGAGCACCUACAACUGUAUUUACAUUCCUAGUUGUCAGUGCAGCAAUUAUUAUUUGCUUAGUUUCUGCUUGUUAUGCCUGCCUGAAAUACCUGAGCCCCCUCAAUUACAAGCUAGAAGACUCAGCCGUUGAAAAAGGAAGUGAAACAGAUUUAGCAACUGGAAACGUUUCUAUAUAUCUCCCCCAUGUUCUGGUUCCCAGUUCUACUGAAAGGGCAAAUCUGUUGCAUCUGGGGAGGCUGAACUAUGGUGCCAUGGGAAAUACGACCCCAAAGGUAGAAGGCGGCCAAGUCCCUUUAUGUGAGGAAACAGUCAUUGGAUAAUGCAGUUCAAAGGCAGAAGAAGAUCGUGAUCCCUCUUAUUCUGAGGAAAGGGUCAUUGGAGAAACAAAGAAGUGUGUGUUUCAGUGUCAUGGACUAACACAAGAUGGCACCCUUGGCCCUGAUUCAGAAGAAAAGAUUCCAUUGAAAGGUUAAUUUCCCAGUCUUUUCUCUCAGGAGUAGGUGUAAUAGGAAUAUUCAAGAAGGGCUCAGUUGCAGUGCUGAUUUUACAAAGUUGCCACACAAGACUCUUCGCUUUUUAAGUCUUCACAAAAAUUGUGGCAUAGGCAUAUGGAACAAAAGUGCUCAGAGACGUUGCUUUGGGUUUUUUGUCUGUUUGCCUUUGUGAAGAGAUUUGGCUAAAUGCUUUGAUCUUAGAUCACUGGAGCCAAAAGAGUUAUCAAAACACAGCACCUGUCUUGUUUAUUUUGAAAUUAUGCCCCUGACUUUUAACCAGGCCUUGGUUGUCUGCCAUACAUUUGAUUAAGCCCAAAGGCAACAUCUUCUAUAUAUAAACAAACAUAGGGAAAACUAAGAAAAUGUAGUCUGGAGGAUAUAGUCCAGUGUUCUGCCAUCUCCUCAUAUUAGCAAGGUAGGUUGGAGCAUUUGUCUUUCUUUAAAAGGGGGGGUGGUGGUUCCUGUAAGGAGAUGCCAUAACUUGAGCACUUAGUGCGAGAAAGUAUUUAUUCGUGAACUUUUAAGUAUGGAUUGCAUUUGUUAAUUUUCUGGUCACUAUUUUAAGGACCUCACACACAGGGAAGUUUACUUAACAAGCAAUAAAUAAUGUAAUUUUUAAAUCAUUUUUAAUCUCUCUGGUUAUAAAAAUAAACGUCUGCGUUAAGUGCCAAGAGUAUCACAAAUAUAUGAAGUGUUAGACUGUUUUUAAAUUAUGAAGUAGGUAUAAAUUUCUGCAAGAGCUGUGUUAAU